AUGCCUUCCACGUACAAGAAGGAUAAGCCGUGGGAUACGGAUGACAUCGACAAAUGGAAGGUCGAACCAUUCAAACCUGACGAUAAUGUUGCCGGUAACUUCGCUGAGGAAUCAUCCUUUGCGACUCUGUUCCCAAAGUACCGUGAAGUUUAUCUGAAAGAGGCAUGGCCUGUUUUGACGAGAGCGCUGGAAAAACAUGGAAUCGCCUGUACACUGGAUUUGGUGGAAGGUAGUAUGACCGUGAAGACGACGAGAAAAACAUUUGAUCCGGCAGCGAUCCUGAAAGCUCGCGAUCUGAUCAAGUUACUAUCAAGAAGCGUGCCUGUGCAACAGGCACUGAAAAUCCUUGACGACGAAGUUGCAUGCGAUAUUAUCAAGAUCCGAAAUCAGGUGCGCAAUAAAGAGCGGUUUGUCAAACGUCGUCAACGUAUCCUCGGUCCUGCCGGCUCUACUCUUAAAGCUCUCGAGCUCUUAACUGGCACUUAUAUCCUGGUGCAGGGCAAUACGGUCGCUGCCAUGGGUCCAUUUAAGGGGUUGAAGGAGGUUCGCAAAGUGGUUAACGACUGCAUGGCCAAUAUCCACCCGAUUUAUCACAUCAAGGAGCUUAUGAUCAAGCGUGAACUGGCCAAGGAUCCCACCCUCGCCAACGAAUCCUGGGACCGAUUCCUGCCCAACUUCAAGAAGCGCACCCUGUCCAAGCGUCAUACGCCAUUCAAGGUCACCGACAAGUCCAAGAAGGUGUAUACGCCAUUUCCCCCAGCGCCGGAGAAGAGCAAGGUGGAUCUACAGAUCGAGUCGGGCGAGUACUUCCUGUCCAAGGAGGCCAAAGAGCGCAAGCAGAAAGAGGAGGUGAUGGAGAACCAGCGCCAGAAACGCGAGGAGAAGAUGAAGGAGCGGGAGAAGGCAUUUAUGCCUCCCGAGGAGGUCGACAGUGUCGAGAAGGAGAAGAAGAAAAAGGAGAAGAAAGAAAAGAAAGAGAAAAAGAAGCGAAAGCGCGACUCAGAGGGAGAUGCCGACGAAGUGUCCGAGAAGAAAGAAAAAAAGAAGAAGAGGAAAAGUACGUCAAAAAAUGGCACGUCCUCCAACGGAGAGGAGUAA
Aspergillus tanneri is the source of this 1098-nucleotide messenger RNA. RefSeq names its product KRR1 small subunit processome component (gene KRR1). The transcript has 3 exons. The coding region runs from base 1 to 1098 and encodes 365 amino acids. Lineage: Eukaryota; Fungi; Ascomycota; Eurotiomycetes; Eurotiales; Aspergillaceae. Gene Ontology annotation, molecular function: RNA binding. Gene Ontology annotation, cellular component: nucleolus; small-subunit processome. The record is from RefSeq and is a predicted model, not a curated record.